GCAGGUCAGUCUGCGAGUGAAUGGCAGUGAGUGAGGUGUGAUUCACGUCUUUGUAAGAACUAAAUUCUAAUUAAAAUGUGUUCCUUGUUCAUUCUGUAUUACUGACGUGGAUGAAAGUGAUAUAGAAAUAACUGGUGUUUAUUAUAAUUGAUGUUCGUUUUAAAACUCGAAAACGUUCAAUAACGUGUGAAUGGUUAUGAAGUGAUUGUUAACAGAAUAACGGUACUAGAUAUGGAAUUCGAAUUGAAACAAAACUAGCAUUUCGUAGAAACGAAAUUACAGUUCAGUUAAUUCUCAUAUUUUACAGUAAUUAUAAAAAUAAAAACCUGGGAGAGCGUGUGUGUGAAUAUAUGAGAAAGUAAAAUGCGCGUGAAAGUGUGACGGUGACAAAAAAAAUACAUUUAAUAAAUACAAAGUUAAAACAUAAAUAGUAGGAAAAUCAGACUAUUGUCCUGCAGCUAGCGACGGAGAGAUUAAAUAUAUAUAUAUGUGCAUAUAGUCAGAGAGUAUAAAAAUGGCGUCUCCCCGAGGGGAACCCGAUUCUACGCCGAUCUGCCGGUGCCGUGUCUUGUAUCUUGGUUCUGCCGUGCCCCACGUGACCAAAGAUGGCCUCCAAGGUAUUCAAGAACCUCUCCGUGAACUGUACCCCGAGCAAGGAGCCCUCGGCGCUAGAGGAAUCGACUCCUGGCUUAGUGUAUGGAGUAACGGCUUACUGCUUGAGAAUGUCGACGAGAAUCACAAGAAAGUAACACGAUUCUUUCCAAUAGACAGUCUGCACUACUGCGCAGCCGUCAGGUAUGUCUUGGUGCCUGAGAAAACAACGUCGGGUACCUCCCAGCCCGCAACCCCAAGAUUCCUUCCACUGGAUUCGCCCUUCGCUCGAAGCCCCAACCCAAGCCACCCACCAUUAUUUGCAGCUAUCUUGCGCCGGACAACGGGUAUCAAGGUUUUGGAAUGUCACGCCUUUAUCUGCAAACGGGAAAUGGCUGCAAACGCGCUCGUGAGAUGCUGUUUCCAUGCUUAUGCUGAUUCAUCAUAUGCCCGUCAUAUUGAUGGGGGCAGCACCAGUGUUUAUGGCACCCUUAGGAGCCACAAUGCAGAGUCACAGCCAAUAAUGGCUACGAGCAGUAUUGAAAAAGUAGAGGGUUGGCGUCGGAUGUCGCCGUCGGGAGGAGCUGCUACAAGCGGAAGCACCUUGACGCUAAACAGUCAAAUUCAGCCAGGGCCAUCAACACAGAACCAAAAUGGAACCCUCACAUCAAACGCGACGACGACGAUGUCAGCUGGAGACGACAUAUCGAUAUACAACGGAGACGAAAACCACAAGGUGUGGGCCGGGUCGAGCACUGGCCCAGUGGCGGACCGGGAAGAAAUUUAUGGUAACUACAGUGGCAGCACCAUGAGAAGUGCCCGUUCAGGCCGACCGAGGCAGAUGGUCACCCCUGUGACAUCUCCACCUCCACCCCCGCCUACAAAAGAAGACGGUAAAAGCAAGAAAGCAAAUAAAGAACGCGCAAGAAGGAAGAAAAUGAUGGGCGGAAGUAGAGAGGAGUUGUACCCUUUAAUGAAUGGCUCUUUGGUUAGAGGCGCUGCUGCACAUCCCAUAGUCAAUGGAGGAGGUAUGAGGUCUUCCAGUUCUUUAAGCGGCACACUAAUUAAAGGAGGCACAAUGCCAUAUCAGCAUCACUACUCAAACGGCUCCAUGCUGAGACCAUCGUCAGCUCAGCCCAUUCCGAUGAACGGUUACCACCCGCAUCCGGGUCCGAUUCUGGUAGUCCAACACCCAACUACCACUCUGCCACACCCUCGACACAUGAAGAAGUCGGCCUCCACUUUCUCACAUCGUCCAGUCAAGCCCGGCAUCAUAAUCCCUGGACGAUCCAUAAUCCAAGCACCUCUUUUACCUGCAGGGCCUCACCAAGGGCCUGUAAUGCCAAUAAUGGCAGCGAUUCCUCCAGCGGCCGGCAAGAAAUCGAAACACCACCAUCACCCUCCAGUUGCUAUAGAGGAGCCCAUCUACAUGCCGUCCGCACGACCGCUAAGCCCAAUCGCGUCAUUCCAACCCGCGCAUUUCCCCCACGAGGCGUAUCUCAUGCAACAGUACGCUAACACAACUAUGGAUACGAAACAGAAGAAGAAAUCGGGCAAGCGUGAUGGUAAAUCGAGCAGUAAAAAGGUCGGGCCUCUUGUGAAUGGUGACAGCGAUGAUUCUUCACCCCCGCCGCCAAUAAUAGUGGUUGAAGAAUCGCCCUUCAACACCGGAAUAUACAGGAAAAAAGGGCACCUUAACGAAAGGGCGUUCUCAUAUUCGAUUCGUCAAGAACACAGAUCGAGAUCAUAUGGAUCACUGGCGAAUCUGAAGUUUGCAACACCGAUACCGAACGGUGGAGGACCACCGGAGACUGUCAACAAAGUAGAUCUGAAGAAGGAACGUGAAAUUAUGCAGAUGAUGCACGAUUUGGAGUUAUCUGGGGACGAGGUGGAGCGGUCAGAAGUGCCUGCGGCUGUAUAUGAAAGCAGGAGAGCUGCAGCAAUGGCGUCAACACCUGGACCCCGUCGGUAGACGGCGCCACGGAUCAGGUUGGCUGUGCGUCUGUGGUCGGUUGGCUGAGUCAUUCAAGAGAACUAUAACUUAAGCUCUGAAAGAAGAAUAACGGUGACCUGCAGUCGGUAGGUUGGCAACCCGUCAUCCUCCACUGAACAAGCUAGGGGACAGACAAUCCGUUGGAGGACACAGACUUCAACAAAACUCGAGCGGAAGAAAACAUCAGAAGCUGGGUGGGACACGCCGCCACAUCGAGACUGCGACGAGGGAAUAAGAAUCAAAUUCAAAAGCCGUUUAUAAUAACUUCGGUUCAUGAGGCUCCAGAUUCAAAAUUGCUAUACUCAUGUCCUUGGUUCAUUUAUUAGCGCUGUUUCAACAGACCUAAAAGAGGUGUAAGGAUUAUCAUAAAUCUGAAAGGAAAUGGCAGUGGCCAUUUUUUCCUUGGACAUAAUGAGAAAAUGCACAAACACUCUUGAUUACGAAAGUCUGUUUUCCGGUUAUGAUUCGAACAAGAUACGUCCUACAUAAAAUACGCGAAACAACUAGCGACGUUACUUUGGAUAGAUGACACUGGAGACAUUUCUCUCCCGUAGAACCCGUAACUACCGAUUAGAUAAAAGUUUAAUCAUGAAAACUGAAUGAACUAUUAAAACAGUGUUAAACUCAAAUUUUAAACCAGCCCUGCACUUUUAAAAAAAAGUUUUAUUAAAUGUGUUUAAAAAUGGGAAUAACAAAAAUUUAAUAAACAAAUCCGACGUCAGUCUUUCUCUAAAAGGCUUGUAUAAGUGUUCGUACAAUUUUAAUGGCCGCAGAAUUUUACUUUCGAUAAUCCAGACUUGUCGGCGUCAUAGGCAACGAUUCUAAAACAGACAUUUCAACAAGUGUGGUGCACAGACAGAUGUGGAAUUUCAUAGUCGAAGUAUUGUUGAAUCCUUCGGUAUUACGUCUCUGCAGCCCUUGGGUUCAUGCAGGCGGCUAAAGAACACUUUUUAUGUAAAUAAGUUAAUUCAGUCUACCAACGAGAGAUUCGAGUUUUCUGGUUUGCACAUAAAGACUCUUGUGUCAGUAUGUAAACAUCUGAAUUAAUGCAAAUUUUGUUAAAGGCAUAUUUAACAUUUUUAGUGUAAAGAUAUAAUGAAGUUACAGAUAAUAUACUAUUAAGAAAAAAGUCGUAGUAGUUAUACUUCGUUUGAAACAACCAUGGAGUCGACUUUAACACAUGCAGGCCAGUUAGCAACAAAUUGCUUGCCCCUAUUGGCAGCAAAUCAUGGGGGCUCCUGCUACCGUGUUGAUGUCAUGUGCAACAUGCAGUCAGGAAAUCGUUAAAUUUAACUGAAGUGAAUUUAAGUAAAUAAAUGUCACUGGGAUAGUCACUGGUGGUUAAAUAUGAAAAAUCCUCGCAAAUCCUUUGUUAUAACUGUUGGCUCAUUAUAAACUAUGUUUUCCUCCUGUGCUUGUAUUCACUCCACAGACAACACGAACGAAGUACAGCUAUGUGCGUAUCUAACAAUGUAACUAUGGUACUACAAUAACCACAAUUAUUGCUAAAUGUCAUUAUUUAAACAGUGUACAUUUUAAGGCAUAACAUGAAGACUGCUGUGCUGAUUAUCUUUAAAGUUUUGUGCUUAUAGUAAGUAUAGAAUGUUACAGCAGAAACUCUUCUGGUGUGUAAUCAUUCUGUUAAGACUACGUAAUCACGAUGUAAUUUUAGCUGCAUUACAAACAUGUAGGUUAUCACUAUCUCAGUGCUAAGGCUCUUCACUACAUAAAAAUGUAAUAUGUAUUUUGGAUAUUGCUCAAGUAUAUGACAUCGUUCAUAACAACAUGGAGUUGUAUAUUUGGAUGUUGAUGAAGUUAUUAAUAGAUUAUUAACUUUCGUGUGGUUUAGUUCUGCCCUAAACUCAACUUAUUAGUUGCAAUACAGAAUAAAAACAUAUAACCAAUGAAGUGCCAUUUGUCAAAUAAAAUUCAGAGUUUGUAUAAUAGGGCAGAUCACAAGUCAGAGAAUUAGUUAAUAAAUGUACAUAAGUAUAUUAUUUUUGUAAAGAAUUUAGUUUUACAUAUAAUUAAUUUUUAAAAUACUCUGUGCUACUUAAUAUGCAUUUAACGACUAUUUACAGCAAUAAUUUCCAUUCAUGAGAAACGAUUUUAAAUCAAUGCUAUACGUGAAAUAGUCAAAGCAUUUGUUAUAUCCGAAGAAAGCAGUAUAAUACUGAGUAAUUAUAUGUUUCAGAGAUAUAAUAAAUGUAUUCACUUAUUAAAUAUCACAAUUUUGAACUAGUGCAGUUACUUAUAGUUAAACCACAAAUUUUUAUAGUAUUUUAAACUUAACUCGGGUAUAAGCAGAUGAAGUCAACGGAUGGUGUAUCGAGACUUUACUGCACAAAUUACGACAUACUGUCACGAAAAGAAAAUAGGAAAUUACUUUAAAUAUGUAAAAAUCAGUACUAAUCAUAAAAUUCUGUAAUUAAUAUAAUAUACAAUAUGCGACUGCAUUUUACUGUUAUGACUCAUGUUCAUUAUGUUAAAUAAUUAGCAGCUAUUAUAAAAGAAGAUAGCAGCAUGUUUGGGGAAAUAUGUAUUUUUGUGUUAUGUGCAUUUUACAGAGAAGAGAACGAAUGGACAUGUGUAAAUAUGCUAAAUAAAUACCGAUUAUCAUUAAA
Zootermopsis nevadensis is the source of this 5208-nucleotide messenger RNA. RefSeq lists its product as uncharacterized. NCBI's taxonomy places the organism in Eukaryota, Metazoa, Arthropoda, Insecta, Blattodea, Termopsidae. The record is from RefSeq and is a predicted model, not a curated record.